Molecule: messenger RNA, 1150 nt
Organism: Dendrobium catenatum
Lineage: Eukaryota; Viridiplantae; Streptophyta; Magnoliopsida; Asparagales; Orchidaceae
Exons: 1
Coding region: 229-711 (160 amino acids)
Source: RefSeq, a predicted model, not a curated record
UAUUGUCUGAAGUGUACCUUUUAACUUUAAGCCCACCUUUGCUCUUAGCCUAAUGGCCCAAGCCCACCACUUACCGGCUUGCCAAAAGCGAACCGAACUACUAAGCUAAGCCAACCCAAACCAAGAGCAAGCCGCCAACGUUAUCUCUUUCUCCCGUCCACGAGAUCCAAGCCCUAAUCUCCAACGCACUCCAAUCACCACCGCGGCACUUGGUUCCAAACGUCGGCGAUGACCGGCGAUCAGAGAAUGCCAACAUGGGAGGAUCGGAUCGAAACCCUAAGCCACAUCCUCACCCACCCAACGAAAACCCCCUCACUCCACUCACAGCUCUUCGUCGCCGCCCGAUUCCCCUGCUUCCUCCGCUGGGACUAUCCUCCCUUCCUCUGCGAAUCUGGAGCAUCGUUUAUCCUCCGGUGGUCCGCCGCCCUUUUCUUCCGUCGGGUAACUGGCCUCGAACGACCAACGGCGUCGUGGCGGAGCAAGUGCCCGUUCCAGCACCCGCCGCCAAUGUUGCUCUCCUGCGCGGAGGAACCGGCGCCGGAUAGGUGGACGCCGGAGGUGCUGCGAGAGCGGGUUCGGCGGCGAUUCCGGCGAGGGCGGUUGGGGUUGAGAGUGCCGACGCUGCUGGUUGUCGCUGUUCCUAAUCUUGUGCUCUUGCUAUUGCUGUUUCGCGAUCCCAACUGGACUCAGUACCGAGAGAAAUGGUCAUGAAGACGAAUAAAAGUUGAGUUAGGAUGAAUUUUGAAUUUUCUUAGUUGCUUGUCAAUCAACUUUUAUACGGCAGAUGCAUUUGAGUUUCACAAUUAGUAUCUCAUUAUCUCCUCAUUGUCGCAAGCCCUCACCCCUCAUAAUCUCACCUUCCUCAAUCUGGUUGUCUUAGAACUCAUGUCAUCAAUCCCGACCACACGCGAUAUUGUCUUCCUUGUACAACCCAAACCUCAUCAUCCCAAACUCCAUAGAUUGCAUUGACUUGGACCCCGAGCUCAUUUGUGCCAGUGUGCCACUUCAUCUUCCUCGCUAGAUGCGUCGCCAUCCCAUCCAUGAUGGCUACAUUUUCUUCGGACCGUUGUCCCUCAUGUUACUUUAUGCAGAAUAAUGUAUUUCAUUUACCGUCAAUCAAACAUAAAAAUAUAUAUAUAAUUUUGCGAAA